Molecule: messenger RNA, 2970 nt
Organism: Drosophila elegans
Lineage: Eukaryota; Metazoa; Arthropoda; Insecta; Diptera; Drosophilidae
Gene: conu
Product: rho GTPase-activating protein conundrum
Exons: 9
Coding region: 387-2360 (657 amino acids)
Biological process (GO): signal transduction; regulation of small GTPase mediated signal transduction; regulation of actin filament polymerization
Cellular component (GO): cytoplasm
Molecular function (GO): GTPase activator activity
Source: RefSeq, a predicted model, not a curated record
GCCUUGAAAUACAUAAGCCUCAAACAAUAGGCACAAACAUUUUGAAAUAAACAUAUGUACAUCCAACCUUUUGCUUCAAUAAAACUUUAGUGUAUAACAAAAAUGUAUUUUUGUGCAAACUUAACCGUGAAUGUGGAAAUAAAUGGCCAAUACAAGUGACAAGUUGAAUUAAUAAUCUGUCCUUCCUCAGUUGAUUUUGAGUUUUUGUUGCGGAUAGUAGUUGCAUUAAAUAUUUAUGUACGUGUGUACAUAUAUUUCUGUGUUUAACUUAAUUUUUGUUUAUAUUAAAUAAAAGACAAAAGUUAUUUUUUAAGUUAGUUACUCCAUAGUUUGACAGUACCAGAUUUUAGAAGAUACGCAAAAGUUUCAUUAUAUAAGAAGCUAAAAUGAACAGCCACUCAGAGCUUCAUAAUUCAUCUGAUCAGGAUUAUUCCGAGUUUCUCAGCGAAUAUUUAUUGCAAACCAAUUCACAAAGCAAUGAGCCCGAAGUUAUUUACGAAGAUGGGGAAAUGGAAGCAGAAUGGUUGAUUUCCGCUGGAUAUCCUGAAUUGACAAAGCCAUUUGAACAAGGGUUAGAACUUCCUAAAACUGAUCUGGAGCCUUUACUGAUUAAAUUAUCAAAGCCACAUGCGGAAGCUAUUAAACAACGUGUACGAGCUUUAAAUCAAACAGUACGAGGACGCACAAAGAGUCGGUCAAAGCCUAAACCUGAUAUACGAGAUUUAUUCCCCGAUUUUGAUGAAUCAAGUACAGGCACACGUUCACGCAGUGCAACUCCAGAUUCUUUAGAUUCCAUACAAGUCGAUGAAGCUUGGAUAACCAGUUCUACACCAAACUUUGUGAGUGUUUUUGAAAACAAAGGUGAAACUGCCCGUAGAAGUGAAAAUCAAUCAAAAGGAAAAUAUUUUAAACAGAACUUGCGAAGAACACCCAGCGCGCCGCUUAAAAGUUCAACUUCUACAGAUAUAUUUCGAGGCUCACAUGUGCGAUGUGAUAUACCAUUGUAUUCGGCUCAUGGUGUGCAGUUGCUUGGGUAUUCACGAAUAGGCACCAUUCACUUGCCUCGAAAUAGAUCUGACUCAGAUCCAUUUUGUUCAGCUGGGCAUGCACGUAAAAUACAAUUGGCGGAUUCGCAAAAUGAAAAUAAUACAUCAUCAGGAGAUUCUUGUGAUGAGUGCAUAGAUAUUUCCCUAACCAAAAAAAAUAAUCUAGAGCUGCCAAACUCAAAAAAUGAGCGCACAAGUGUUAAUCCUAUGCCUUUUAAUGGUCUAAGCUUUGAAAGUAUUUGUCGACAUACCUUUAGCACAGACUACGUGGAUACACUAGAUAACUGUGAUACUUCUUCAAAAUUAUGGUCCGACAUAGUUUUAAUGAGCGAAAUUGACCGUAAACGUUUACAGACAACACUAUGGUUAGAAUUAGCCACAAUAUUCGAUCGUAACCAAGUUUCUUUGGACAAAAGAAAGCCUUUUAAGCGUCGUCGCAAAGAGGAGGGUAGUCUCUUUGGUGUAUCUUUAAACGCACUCAUACGUCGGGAUCAGCAAGCUACUGGAACUGACUCUACGUUAGUUCCACUAUUUUUGGAAAAUCUGCUUGCCGAACUUCUGCAACGUGGCUCUAGAGAAGAAGGAAUACUACGAAUAGGGGGACAUAAGCAAAAGACUGAAAUACUUUAUAACGAAUUAGAAUCAACUUUUUAUCAACGACCAGAAAAGUUAGCUCAUCUUUUUGGAUCAGCUACAGUUCACGAACUCAGUACCCUUCUAAAGCGAUGGUUGCGUGAACUUCCCCAACCUUUGCUAACUAAUGAGCUUAUUAAACUAUUUUAUCAAUGUCACACACUUCCACCAGUGGAUCAAAGAAGUGCAUUAUCGAUUCUAUGUCAACUCCUUCCACCCGAGAACAGGAACACAUUGCGUUCCCUGCUGAAAUUUUUAAAUUAUAUCAUUGAUCUUAAAGAUGUCAACAAAAUGAAUCUGCAUAACGUAUCUACAAUAAUUGCUCCAUCCUUUUUUCCACCACGGUAUAUACACCCGAGUGACAAAAACAGCAUUGCAGAGCAAGUAAAGAUGGCCGCACAGUGUUGCCGUUUGACUUACGUUUUAAUAUUGCGUGGCGAAAGACUUUUCCAAGUACCAAAUAAUUUAAUUGUGGAAUCAAAGAGUAAGAAAACGAGAACUCUGAUGGCAACGAUUUUGACUCUACAGUUAUUAACGAACAUGAACCAAUUCAAAUUAUGUGCAUCGCUUUGUUAUUUGAAAAACAUAUAUUUUAUAUUUUACUGUUGUAAACUUAUUAUGUAUUUAAUUUUGGUUAAACUUGACUCUCGCCAACGGUGGCGAUCAUCAUCUUAUAAUUGAUGAGGACUGUUGGCCACUUCUUUAAAAACAGAGACGGAAUAUGAUCAGUAUAAAAAAAUUGAUUUGGAAAUAAUCGGCAUAGUUCUCAAGGGAUAGUGUAGCAAUAGGCAAAAUGACUUGACUCUGAGUGACAUUUAUUGGGCCAUAGGGGUGUAUUUAUAGAAGAACUUAACAUAGGAGCUUAUGGUAAGGGUUAUAUGUGUUUGAAGAGCACUUAAACGAAUUUAAAUAGUAUCCGAGUUUUACGUUUAAUUACAUUACAGUUAUUUUGUGAUUACACAUUUAUUACUCCUCCAGAUAACUAGGGGGUUCUUAUCCUAACUUACUAUAACAUAUGAUUUUAGUGCCGUUGACGUCUUGGCUAGCCGUAUGAUAAUGUUUUAUUUGAACAGUGGGUUUUAAAAUAUGCUACACCCUCCUUUCUUAAAAAAAUGUUAUUUGUUUAUUUGAAUAGGUUUUUACUAUUUGAUUUGUACAUGUACGUUUUGUUUUUUUUUAUACCCUUGCAGAGGGUAUUAUAAUUUCAGUCAGAAGUUUGCAACGCAAUGACGGAGACAUUUUCGAACCUUUAAAAAGUAUAUAAUAAAAUGCUCGAAUAAUUCGUAAGUUU